Messenger RNA from Microdochium trichocladiopsis, 2265 nucleotides. RefSeq lists its product as uncharacterized. Lineage: Eukaryota; Fungi; Ascomycota; Sordariomycetes; Xylariales; Microdochiaceae. The transcript is spliced from 3 exons. The record is from RefSeq and is a predicted model, not a curated record. The coding region runs from base 1 to 2265 and encodes 754 amino acids.
AUGGACGACUUCGAUGAUGACGACCUCGACAGUCUCAACCCGCUUGCGCUCCAGCAGCUUGAGGAAAAUGCCAUACAGUUCACCCAGGCUGCCCAGGCCCGGCCGCUCAACACCCAGCGCAGCUUGGCCUAUGACGACUUCGAAUACGACGACCUUGACGAUGCCGUGGUGCAGGACGACCUGCGAGGCACCUCGGCCAUCUCGCCCCAGCGCGUACCACAGCCGUACGCCCAGCACGCACCCGUGACGACACCCUCACAGCAUGCCGCCUGGGGCCAGCCCCCAGCUCCUCCACAGGCUUCCAUCGCUUCUCGCCCAUUGCACAGAGCUGUCCACGCGCCGGCGUAUGGCUCGAGUCGCCCACAGCCUCCACCGCCUGCUCCAAGACCAGCACCGUCGAUACCAGCACGAUACCAAGCUACACAGGCGCCAGUCAGACAGGCAGCAUCUGCCGCCCACGAGCUAGCCACGCUGCAGGCCCAGAUCCGCGAUUUGCAGUCACGCCUGACCACCAAAGAUGGCGAAAUCCAGAUCGUCCGCAGCCGGCUGGAGAAGUCGCAGCAGGACCACGAGCGAGAGAUGCAGAAUAUGAAGAAGCAGUCUGCCGAACAGCUCGCAAAACUGCAGAGGGCGGCAGAGGUGGCGACGAUUGCGCAACAGACGGCUGCGACCGAGCUGCAGUUCACGAGACGAGACCUCAGGGACGAGCUUGAGCGGGCCAAGACCAGGACUGCAAACGGCCCCACGACGCCAAAGAAGAACGCGGCAGCCAAAUCAUGGGGCGUCUCGGACGGCUUCGAGGAUGUCGAGAUGGCAAACAGCCCUACGCGUGGCCGCGCCAAGCACGCUGGCCCGGUUGCGACAAUGGUCGCCGAACCAAAGGGAUUAAGGACGCCUACGAAGAACAAGAGAAAGAGACCAGCAUUCGACAGUCCCGUCAUGGAGCUAGAAAUUCAGUCAGAUGAUGUCGGUGCUCAUGCCGGCAAUCUUGGCAGUGGCAGCUUAGGUGAUCCUGCCACGACCGCCAGAGAAGCGGAGCCCAUCGCGAAUUAUCUCCAAAUCAUAUUGAACCAUCGGUCAUCACGGGACCGGCCCAUGACCUUUGACUACCUCUCCGGAUUCUCGCUGCCAUCUAAACCAUCGCAGAGCAUAGCUUCACGGCUCCUCGAAUGCUUGGCCUUGGUCGGAACUUCAGACGAGCCAUUGCACCUGCCUGUGCAGUUCUGCAAAGAAGUCGUCCAGGUCUGGGACGAGUGCUUCAAGGAGUCCUGUCUCGCUCCCAUUUCCGAACUCGUCGCUUUGAUACUUUUCACAGUGCAGCUCAACACCACCGUCAUUGCGCCACGGAUUGCAUCGAGACUGCUGCCUGUCGCACUCAACUCGUGCUAUGAGGUGGCGAUCCCCAGAUUCAACCACUCUGGCCCUGGUGACCCUACCGAUGCGAGUUGGAAAAACUUUAAUGCGCAUAUUCCAUGCACACAGAUCAUGUCGCUUCUUUACCUUGUGGCUCUGGGCUGUGCUUCCACCGAUCAGACCAAGGAGGGCGCUGCGGAGCCCAUUGUGGAAUUCUGGACAGAACUGCAGAUGCAGUUCAUGCUGAUGUGGCUGAGCCAGAAGCAUCCUGUGCAAGACUUUUGCAUUGGCCUGCGGAUUCUCUGCACGUCCGUUUUCCCCACGAGCAUCGGACCACGCAGCCCGCACAACUCGCCUGAAGAGGUGGCACAGAUUGUCAUUGAGCGCGUCUCGGUCCCGCUGAUCGAGGGCACGCGCUGGGGAAUCGAGCGGGAAGAGCUACACGAGGUUCGCGUUCUGAUUCUGCGGACUCUGGCUACCUUUGCAACGACAGCGUUUGGCUACCGACAACUUGUGGGGAGCGACUGGGUGGUUCCACGGCUUGUGGCGCUGUUGGCGUCCUCCAUUGACGAGCUUUACGAAGGGAACAUGCAGUAUAUCUCGGCAACGAGCGAGGAGGCUGGCCCGGGCUCGGCGCUGCAGGUACUCGUGAACCACACCAUAUUCCUGUUGCACGCGAUCGUCAUGAACCCUCUAUCGCAGCCUGGGCGGCCUGUGGACACGGACGAGAAGCUGCGGGGUUUGUCGGGACCACUGGCCGGGGCUCCGCACAAGUACGUGCUCAGCCUGGCACGGCUCAAUUACAGCGAGAGCCUAGUGUCGGAGGAGACGGCGGAGCUGGCGCACGAGCUCCUCGACCUUGCGGUGACGCCGGAGCAGGCUGCAGAGCUGAGCAGCUUUUUCGAUGGCUGA